UUGAUGCUGACUACCUGUUCGCCCUGAAGCUGAAUGAGGCCUUGAAUGGAUGCGCUGAACCCCCCAGCGUGGAGAACGAAAAUCACAUUAGGAGUGGAAGCCAUGCAAGGAGUGCACACAGGAACGAAGAUGCAGAGGACGAUGUUAGGAAGCCGGACAACUCUUAUGUAGAAUGCCUCCUUGGGGAUAAUAACUACAUGCCGUUUUGUGUAAAUUACAACGUAGGGAGUGACAAUAUGAAUCAGAACCCACUAUCCCCCAGUGGAAGGAAUAGGAGGAGUGGCCAUUACGUAGACCAUGACGAAGGAGGUCAUAUGUACGGGCCGUACAACCUUCGUAGCAGGAACAACCGAGUCAAUGCCUUCCAUAGUAGUAACCAAAGCAGCGGUAACAGUGAUAGGCGCUACGCACCCCAUUUUAACAGCUCACAUGAACCGAUUAAUAUUUCUUUGAGCUCAGAUGAUGAGGAAGGAGAAGAUGAAGUAAAAAAUCCAGCAGGAAAAAAUUACGUAUCGCAGGACGAUGGGCUAAGAAGCAGUAGCGAGGUUUUCUACGUUCAUGAUGGAAAUUUAUCUUUGACGCCAAGACAGAGUAAUCCAAGUGGGCAAAGCAAUUUGGGUAGACCAUUUUCCACCUCAGGGGAAGACUCAAAGGAUGAAGUAACCAUCGUUGAGGGGUUGAAACAGGAGCGUUUUUCCGACAAGGGGGUCUACCAUCCUGAAGAAGGGAACCCUGAUGUGUGUAUUCAGGCACGUAAAGGAAAAGGAGGAGAAAUACACAGGAUAAUGGGAAGUGCAAAUAAUUUUGCUUUUCAAUCUGUAGGGGCACAAGGUGGUGAAGGUCCACGAGGAGGACAUUAUACGAACUGUGGAGCAGGUCUUCAAGGAUCCAAAUGCACAAUGCAGAAGUCCGUCCGUGAUCUGUGCGACGUUUAUAAUGACCACUUUGGUUUCACCAGUAGGGGGGCAUUUAGUCCUGUCCGAAGUGCAGCCACAGAGGUGGGACACCCACUCAGGGAAGGAGGGUACUACCCCAGCGGGAAUAACACAGUUAGGAGAAACUGCGUGGAUGAGUCUCUGCGUGAUGAUUACUCACGGGAGGAAAGGUACUAUGUGCACUACGAACCGAUGAUUCUAAGUAGAAAGGAAAAGGAGAAAAAUAAAUCGACGUUUGGAGGUGUAUGCGAUGUGGAUGCAUACGGUGAGAGGGUAGACAACGGGCCAGUGUUCCUCUCUAGGGGGAAGAACCGUAACGGGGGAGGAGAAGGAGAAGGAGAAGGAGAAGAAGAAAGAGAUAGAGAUAGAGAAAGAGGCAGAGAAAGAGGUACAGAAAGAGGCAGAGAUAGAAUAAAAAUUGCUGAUGGGGAAUACUACAAGGCACACGUGCAGGACAGUAAUGAUGUCAUCCCCUUGGAAGGAAAAGACCUGAUUGGUGGUGCCCCUUCGUCAUAUAAGGCGAGGGCGAAGAAGAGCAGAAGGGAAGUGAAGGACAUCACCCAGGUGCAGAGCAUCCAUAGCGAUGAAGGGUUGUCUCGUCAGAUGGCCCCGCUGGAUGGUGCACCUAAGAUGGUCCAGCUAGAUGGUGCACCUAAGAUGGUCCAGCUAGACGAUGCACCUAAGAUGGCCCCGCUGGAUGGCGCACCUAAGAUGGCCUACACUCUGAGGUCGUCCAGAAAACACCCCACGAAUGAAAAAAUUGAAGACCCAUACUGCUGCAAAGGGGAGAGUUACGAGGCACAAAAUGGACGUGGUCUCGAGGGUGCCCCUGAGGAGGGCUUUGUUCUCUUCAAAACAGGUUUGGAAAGGAGGAGCGGGCCACAUGAGGGGAGCGAUCCACAUGAGGGGAACAACCCCACCAUGGGUGCAUGUAACAAUGGAUGGUACCCAAAGAGCGGCAGGACGUAUGCUGACAUGGGUCGGAACAUCACGCAAGGUGAGUCUUCCCAAUUUAAUAUGCUCCAUUUUGAGAAGGGAAACAAUCCUGUGGAGCGAAGUGUAAACGAUUAUGUUGUGAGGAAUGCUUUGUUGGACAUGGAUGACAGCGCACAGGUAUUCGCAGAAAUGGCUAGCAGGUGUGCACCUGUUGAGAAAAGUGGUCGUCUCCCCUUUGAGUCACUGCACCAUGGGGAGGUCCCCUCAGUUGGGGCAAUCGCAGCGGAGGGGGGUCUCCACUCCAGAACGAAGGAACAACACCCCGAACUGUUUAGCGGCAACCACUUUAAGACAAGUGGGAGGGCCUUCACACGGAACCGUCUCGAGGAUGAUAUGAAUAUGGAGGGUUCAGUCAAGGAGAUCCCCGUAGGUUGCGUAAUUAUGU
Plasmodium cynomolgi strain B is the source of this 2316-nucleotide messenger RNA. RefSeq lists its product as hypothetical. The record is from RefSeq and is a predicted model, not a curated record. The annotation marks the transcript as partial. NCBI's taxonomy places the organism in Eukaryota, Apicomplexa, Aconoidasida, Haemosporida, Plasmodiidae. The transcript has 2 exons.